GGAAAGAAACAAAAAAAAAAAAUAGAGAGAGCAGAGUAAGAAGAAAGAGUGUGAGAGCGAAAGAGGAGGAGGAACUGAUCUCGACUCUGCUGAAGAUUUCUCCGCUGCUAAAACGGUAGGAAAGUCAUGGAUCGUAGUGAUCAUCCCGUCAUGCUCACUGGCAGACACGAAGAUCAAUGUGUAAGGUGGAACUGUAGACGAGUCCCUUUUAGACCAUUCGAGUAUUGUCACGAGUCCUGCCAAAAGAUGGCUGCUUCAGAUUCGCAGUCCACCCUCCCAUUCUUGUUGUCGUAUGUCUAUUCUUCAACUACUGAAUUUGCUCUCAUUGCUGGCAAGAUUUUCAACUUGAUCAAGGCUGCAAAGGAGCCUGGAGUUCCUCAACUCUCUAAAGAUGUGUUACAGAUCCCUCCUUGGCUAUCAAGUAAGUUCGAUGUUGAGUUUUCUGCAUGGGAAACCUUUCGCCAGUGGCUGUUCAUGGGAUCGUCUCAGCUUCCUGCAACUUUGGAUUUCAACUGGGUAGAAGAACGUAGCAAGGUUGUUGGUCAAGUGAGGCUUCGUGUUCUUAAGCCUGUCCCCAAGGAAGACAACAUUUGGGAACUUCACCAGUAUUCAAGCUUGGAUCAGAUGGGAGAAGCAGUCUAUGUGAUGCGUUGCAACAAAUUUGGCGAACCAUUAUCAGAUGGGGAGGAUGAGGAAAAUGAGGAAAAUGAGGAAACUGAUAGUGAUUGAUUCAAGCGGCCGGUUGUACUCUGGAAAUGGAAGGUGAAGCUGGAGAGUGAUUACUAGAGUAUGUGACACCAUGCGUUUACCUUAAGCCAAAUACUGUUAGGCUAUGUUUCUUAGGUGGUUAGACUGUUUUUGUAUUGGAUUUAUAAGCUUCUUUAGAACCCCUUCUAUCUAAAGGUGUCAAUUGGGCUAGUCCGGCCCAGCCUGACCAUAUGUAUUGACCUCACUCUUACUUAUUCGAGCUCGUCUUAUGUUCUUCACCAAACCACUAACGCCUCUGGUAUGUAAUCUGAUUCUUGAUUAAACCCCUAGUUCAUUACUA
This is a messenger RNA of Camelina sativa (false flax), 1048 nucleotides long. RefSeq lists its product as uncharacterized. NCBI's taxonomy places the organism in Eukaryota, Viridiplantae, Streptophyta, Magnoliopsida, Brassicales, Brassicaceae. The record is from RefSeq and is a predicted model, not a curated record.